This is a messenger RNA of Linum tenue, 3926 nucleotides long. The record is from the annotation of a GenBank genome assembly. Lineage: Eukaryota; Viridiplantae; Streptophyta; Magnoliopsida; Malpighiales; Linaceae.
AUUAAACUACCAUUCUAACGCCACAUUCCAUUCCCAAGAUCAUAUCUAUAACCAAAAAAGAUAAAAAAAUCAAAAUAAAAAAUCAGUUCCCCCUUCCUCCUCCAUCUUCUUCUAUCCGAUUCAUUUUAGUCUCCAUCCCACCUAUUUAGUUCUCAAUUCACGCCACAGACAUCCCUCGCCUCCUCGUUUCCCCCAUUUCUAUGAUUAUUAAAUCCCAUUUCAUUAUUUUUUAAUUAAUGAACCCAAUUCUAGAUUUCGAACAAGAGAGGAAGAGGAAGAAGAGGGCAUGAUUUGCAGAGGGGAGGAGGAAAAUAAUGAGCAUGCCCUCUCAAAUCACGGUUCCCGUGCUUUCCCUCAGAUUUGGCAUCUGGGUUCUGCUCAAAUCGGUUUGGUUGAUUGAUCGCGUCCUUGUGUCUUUCUUUUAGUAGCAUUCGAGGUAAGAUUGAAUAUCGUAAAGUUUUGGAAUUUAGGCAAAACGAAAUAAGAAAAGGGAAGAUGCAAGCGUCAUCGGAGAAUGGGAAGCUGUUCAUCGGCGGGAUUUCGUGGGACACGAACGAAGACCGGCUCCGUGAAUACUUCGGGUCGUUCGGAGAGGUCGUGGAAGCCGUGAUAAUGAAGGAUCGGACCACCGGUCGGGCUCGCGGCUUUGGUUUCGUGGUCUUCGCCGAUGGAGCCGUCGCCGAGCGGGUCACUCAAGAGAAGCACAACAUCGAUGGAAGAAUGGUGGAGGCAAAGAAAGCUGUUCCUAAGGAUGAUCAAAACAUUCUUCACAGAACAACAAGUAGCAUUAUUCAAUAUGGUUCUCCAAGUCCAGGCCGAACCAGAAAAAUCUUUGUAGGAGGGUUAGCAUCCACAGUCACAGAAACCGAUUUCCGUAACUACUUCGAGCAGUUUGGAACAAUCACGGAUGUGGUAGUCAUGUAUGAUCACAACACGCAGAGGCCAAGAGGGUUCGGGUUUAUAACAUACGAUUCCGAGGAAGCAGUUGACAAAGUCCUCCACUUGAAGACCUUCCAUGAACUCAAUGGGAAAAUGGUCGAGGUCAAGAGAGCAGUCCCCAAGGAGCUAUCUCCAGCUGGUCCCAGCCGUGGUACAUCUCCACUAAACAACUAUGGUCUCGGUAGGGUUAGUAGCAGCUUUCUUAGUGGUUACAAUCAAGGAUAUAACCCGGGAACAGUUGGGUAUGGGCUUAGAAUGGACCACGGAGGAAGGUUCAGUCCUGUUGCCGCCAGUCGAAGUGGGUUUGGUCCCAAUUUCGGGUCGGGUUACGGGAUGGGUUUGAAUUUUGAGCCAGGUUUGGGUCAAGCUGCAUAUGGAGGGAGUGGUGGGAAUUUUAACGGCGGGUUCAGGGGGAUGAUGAAUCAUCAUCCUUAUUACAUUGAGAACACAAAUAGGUUUGGUAAUCCAAUAGGGUACGAUACUGCAGGUAGUAAUAAUGGAGGAAAUACUUCAUUCUUCAGCUCAGUUACUAGGAACAUGUGGGGAAAUGGAGGGCUUACCAACUCUGCUGGUCUAGAUGAUGCUUAUGCGGGACCUGGAAACACAUUUGGCAACAGAGGUGGUAUCAGCUGGGGUGAUGAAGGCAACAACAAUGUACCCAACAAUAGUCUGAAUUUCUCAUAUGGCGGUGGGGAGAACAGCUUUAGCUUGGGGUCUACUGCAGGUGGAUAUGGAGGAGGAAGAAGCAGCAGUGUGAUGAACCAUACUGCUUCGUCGGGCGGUGGGUUUGAUGGAGGAUUGAUAGGUGAUCAUCUCUAUGUUGGAGGUGGUGGUUCCGAAGAUUAUGGAGAUCCCGCUUGGCGAGAUGGGGGGCUUCCGCUUGGCAGUAACAAUACAACUUCAGAUGUUGCAGUGAAAAGCCCUUCUCCUGGUUUUGUUGGUGGCUAUAGUGUUAAUAAAAGACAGGCAACUAGAGGAAUUGCUACCUAGGAGGAUCAAUCUGUUGAAGCUGGUGGAAAUUACUGUGUACUACCACAGAUUUCCCCCUACCUCGAUAAGUAUAUUUACUGUCUUAGUUAAAGAAGGAUUUACCAUGGGGUUUUCUGGAGAUGAACUGUGGAGUGCCCUGGUCUUAAGAAGGAAGAGUUUAAGUUAAAAGCUUUAGGGAUAAUACAUAGAAGAAGUUACAAGGGAGACUAUCAUGUUAUUGUUUGAGUGCUUUGUAGGGGGAUUCUAUCUUUGAUUCUUAGCAUUGUUGGUUAUUUGAGUGAAAUGUACAUCAGCUUGCGGCAGCCAUACCAAAAAAUGGAUAUGAUUACAUAGGGUUUCUUUUGUUCCUUCUCUUUUGGUUUCGAUCAAGGUCUCUUUGUAGCAUACCUGGCAGUUUUGUGGAUUCUUGUCAGGUAUAUUUUCCUCUCUGCUGUAUUCCUUAUCCCCCUCGGAUUAUGUCUGUAUUGUUGAGCUUGAAUGUUCUAGUGCAGCUAGAGAGAACAAAACUUUUCUGAAGGAUACCCAUCUAGGGUUUCUCAUAAAUAAACAAAUACUAUUAUUAUCAAAUUGCUUAUACUUUUUUGCGUCGUCGUUCUUUUCCUCCACUUUUUUCUUACACAAUGCUAUAUUCAAACACAGAAGAUGGUUCGUUUCAUUAUAAUGAUAUCAUAAUGUAAAAGAUGCUUCGUUUCAGUCAAAAUUUGAUCUGUUGGUUCCUUUUAGCUAUGGAUUAGAUCGGUACUCCCUUUAUCAGAGAUGAUCCCUUCUCUUCUCAAUUUGUCUUCUUUAGACUUCCUGCAGAAGAUCACCCACGAGUUGACCUCCAAAGCAAUGCAAGCUCCUAUCAGGGUUGACAAACACAAGCAGUAUGCUAACUUCCCAUAAGACCCUCCAGCUCCCAUGACCUCAAACCCUUCAAACACAUUCACCACCCCAAUCACCACACAAGCAUACCCUACAAAAUGGUGGUAGGACUUCCAGUACUUCCUGUACUUGUUGGUGGUCUUGGGUCGAAACAGCAGUGCCAGUGUCUGCAGUCCUCCAAGGCAGAACGCCGCGAUCCCUAACUUCCGGUGGAGGCCAUAGGUCACCCCAGGGGAUGAAUUCCCUAGCUUGAGCCCGAUGGCGAAGCCCACGGUCCCUAGAAAAAAGGCAGAGAGCUGCACUCCAGCAUGGAUAUAGAACCACGCUGGUCCGAGGGACUGGAUGUGGCGGAAGUAUCGAGCUGCGACUGCCCCAGAAGGAAGCAUCACACCCCACGAGAUGGCAUUCAUGAUUCCAUGAACCAUUUUGAGCGUCUUUGUGUUGUGUACGAUUUGCGAUGAGGUGAAUCCCGAGAGAAUGUUGAUUGUGGAGAUGGAGGAAAGGUCGUUUGAAGUUGUGGGGUGGAUGGUUGGGGAGUAGCCCUGGACAUAUAGUCCCCUGUUCCACACGAAAUGGACCUUGGUGUGGUUCGGUUCGAGCCUCAACGUUGCGAAGAUUUGGACCGCAGCGCCAUUGUGGAUGGUGGCUAGCUUGCCACCAUAGAGGGCAGCUGAGGACGACAGGAGAUGGAUGUCCAAAGGUUGGGAGACGAGGGGCGUCUUCUGGAGCUUGACUGUAGUGUCUAGGAUGUAGGGAAGGAGGACUAACUGACCGGAAUUUGGAUCCGAAAAGGCGAUUAGGGCACGUGUCCCAGUCAUCUCGGCUGAUGUCGGGUUGAUGCCUAGUGCAACCCAUCCGGAAGGUGAAAUGAAGGUGCCAAAGAACACAAGGUCUAAGGUGGCAUUACUAGGGUGGAAAGUCCAUGCUAUUGAAGCUUGUUGUGUGGGGAGAGUCAUGCAUUUUUGGAACUCUUUCUUGGCCGUGGAGGUGGCGCAACGGGCGGAGAAGGCGGUGUCGGCAUGGAAGGAGAGGAGGAGGAGAUGGAGAUGGCAAAAGUAGUGAAGGAAUGGCAUGGUGGUUAGUGAAGGGAAGAGAUGUGAGGAGGAAGGAAUGAAGAUUGAAGAGGAACGAGA